Molecule: messenger RNA, 732 nt
Organism: Malania oleifera
Lineage: Eukaryota; Viridiplantae; Streptophyta; Magnoliopsida; Santalales; Ximeniaceae
Exons: 4
Coding region: 1-732 (243 amino acids)
Source: RefSeq, a predicted model, not a curated record
AUGGCACAGAGGGAGGAUCCUGAGUUGGUUGAGGUUACGGAAGGAAUUCAGAAGGGGUUGAAGCCAGAUUUCAGUAUUUCUGGUGAUGGAAUAUUGAGAUUUCGCAACAGGGUUUUUGUACCGAAUGAUGCCAUGAUUAAACGGGUCAUUCUAGAGGAGGCACAUCAUUCACUCUACACUAUACAUCCUGCACAGGACUGUCAUAUGCAGUAUAGUACUGCUCCUACUCCCAGACCAUUGGGAGGGAAUAUACAGGCACCCAGAGGUGGUGGCCAAAAAAGGAACACAGCUCCGGCGAGGGUCUAUGUGCUGAUGUCGGGAUAUACUAAGGCUGCAGGUGACGUUGUGAUAGGUGCCACCCAUUUGUUCAUGUCGUUGGGAUAUGUUAAGAUGACUGGAGUUGAGACACAGUUAUUAGAUACUGAUUUGUCAAUAGUGACGCCAACUAGAUCAAUAGUGAGAUGUGGAAGGUUGUUAUCUGCCAUUCAAGCGAGGAGGUUGUUGUUAGACGGUUGCCAUGGAUAUUUGGCUUUUGUGAAGGAAGUAUCGGAAGGGGAAAUUGAGAAUAUUUCGGUAAUGAGAGAUUUUCCUAGUGUAUUCCCUGAGGAUUUUUUGGGACUAUCUCCUGAUCCUGAGGUAGAAUUUGUUAUUGAUUUAGUUCUAGGGACGGCGCUGAUUUCGAAGGGGCCAUACAGAAUGGCACCGAUAGAGUUAAAAGAGUUAAAAGAAUAG